This is a messenger RNA of Botrytis byssoidea, 3803 nucleotides long. RefSeq lists its product as uncharacterized. Gene Ontology annotation, molecular function: actin binding; small GTPase binding. NCBI's taxonomy places the organism in Eukaryota, Fungi, Ascomycota, Leotiomycetes, Helotiales, Sclerotiniaceae. The transcript has 2 exons. The record is from RefSeq and is a predicted model, not a curated record. Bases 316 to 2967 code for a protein of 883 amino acids. Gene Ontology annotation, biological process: actin cytoskeleton organization.
AUCAAAAACCUCUCACACUUAUUAAAACAUUACCGCCGUACCUUUAACCUGUCUACCCUUUACUUAUCUGGACUUCACUUCACGACAACGGGACUUUACUCUUAUUAUUGAUUGAAUUGCCAUGACUUAGCUUUUGCUUGCAGUAAAUCAUAACAUCCAUACCAAAAGUUUCGUUUUCCAUUGUCGCAUACCGAUGGUAGAUAUCUAUAACACAAUCCAGUUUAAUUAUACAACGACUCGAGUAUAAUAAUAUCUACUUGGUGCCUACCUACCAACCUACCUGCCUGCCUAGGUACUCUAUAGCGAGCUUUUAUCAUGGCUACCAGUUUUCCUUACCCAGAAUCAGUACAUUCCAAACGCCCCAAGACAGCUUCGGUAUUGAAAGCAUUUAUGCAUAAGCGCACAACUUCUGACGGAUCGACUCUUUCACCCGCGACUUCACCAAAUGACGUUUUUGUAGCCUCUCCAGCCUUCGAAGAUAUGCCAUCGCCGUCGGAUUACACCCAUCAUCGCGCUCUCGCGGAUAUACAACGUAACCAGCAAACCUCUUCAAUCAUUUCACCUUACACAACCUCGCAACAAGAAGGCCUUCGACCUAAAACAGGUUAUGCGGGUAAAGGAUUGCAUAAGAAGACAAUGAGUGUCUUGUCACUCAAGUCAUUGGCAGGCCCAGCAAAGGAGCCUACCAAGGGAACAUCAAUUCGGGACAAGCCUUCAACGAAACCCAAAAAGACUAAAUCCUCGACAAGCCUUGUUGGGCUCCUCACUCGCCCAAGGUCCUCGAAGAACCUCAAGUUAGAUGUAGAGCUGGCACAACGCGAUUCAAAGGAUAAGGAGAACCAGACUCCGGUGGUAUCAUCGCCUGUUCCAGAAUCCGCGACUCGUCCUGCACGACCACCAAUAUAUUCGCAAUUCUCGAGUGACAUGUUCACAAAACAACCUUUGGGAGGUAAAUUCUUAGAGGAUCAGAUCGACCUUCAUACACCCGAGAACCAUUCGCCAACCAAACAACGAAGCUUUUACAAUGGACAAAGCUCACAGCCGAGUCUUGCAGGCCGGGAAGGUGUAUCGAUACGGCCGCAUUCCACAUAUUUACCCAGCAGUUUCAGUAUCCAAGACAUUCAUAGAAACAUUAGUGGGGAAAGUAAAAACAGAUGCAGUGUUGACAUUCCAAGGCGACAAGUCUCGACGGAAAAGAAACCGAGUUUGGAUUAUCGAACUUCAAUGGAUUUAAGACCAAGACCAAGCUUCCAACGAUCAAGCACCGAAACAUCAGUUGCAUCAAUCAAAACAUCAAGUAGUACCCGAGGUUCUCGAGUCAUGGCGGCAGUUUCCAACUUUACAGCAAAGGCAAGGGGGGAUAGUGGAGUAUAUGUUCCAGUACAGACGCCGACCUCUGCGACAUUUGGGCCCGACAGAUCUCUCAAUGAUAGAGAUAUUGACACCGAAUUCGAGGCUAUGUUGGAUAGGCGAAACAUCCCAGAGCAUCAACGUGGAAAGAUGAGAAAUCUCGCCAAAUCCAUGAAGAAAGAUUUUAUAAAACAAGAUUGGGCCGAAACCGCUGCCGCGAGAAAUGUUAGGCCAGUCAGUCAUGGUAGUGACACAAGUGGUGAAAAUGCAAAGGUCGAGGAAGCACCAGAGGUGAAGAAGAAGAAGAGACCAAGAAGUCGGACCUUUACACUCUCGAGAUCUACUAGUAAGGAACGACCUGCCGAAAAAGAUAAAAAGGCAGAAGGUGUUGUGGGAAACAGGAAGUCUGCAGAGUCUCUGAAUGGUGGAAGUAAAUCACUUACUUCUGCUGGCGCACAAGUAGCACAGAAUUUAAUUGCCAAGGCCAAGGGUCAGACACCGGAUGAUUUCGUCUCAUACUUGAGGAAGGUCCGGAAACCAGAAUCGGUGGAAGUAGGAAGGUUACAUAAGCUCAGGCUAUUAUUACGAAACGAAACAGUAGCCUGGACUGACAAUUUCGUUCGUCAAGGCGGAAUGGAAGAGAUAGUGGGACUACUACAUAGAACUAUGGAAGUUGAGUGGAGAGAGGAGCAUGAAGAUGCUUUACUGCAUGAAGUUUUGCUUUGCUUGAAAGCACUAUCAACCACGGCUUUAGCACUUCAACAUCUUAACAUUAUUCAGAAGACUCUUUUCCCCGCACUUCUUCAUAUGCUUUUUGACGAGGAGAAAAAGGGACCAGCGGAGUUUACUACUCGAAACAUUGUCACUUGGCUUUUAUUCACUUACCUCAAAUCCGCUACCCUUAGCGAACGCGCAACCAGAGCUCGAUUCCUCCUCUCCUAUCUCCGCGACCCUGAACCAAGUGAAUCACAACGCCCUGUUGACUUCGUACUUGAUAUGCGACGACAGCGCCCUUAUCGCGUUUGGUGUAAAGAAGUUAGUAAUGUCACUAAAGAGGUUUUUUGGAUCUUCCUCCACAAUCUCAAUGUCAUUCCGCGCCCAGAUUCCCGUCAUUCUCCAGAACAACAAAAUGAUACCCCGCCUGAUCUACCAUAUAUGAUCAAGCACUUUCCACAAGAGCUUCCUCCAGUUCCAGCCGCACCAUAUGUUGGAGGUGUCGAAUGGGAUGCAACAAAUUACCUUGCUUCUCACCUCGACAUUGUUAAUGGCUGCAUUGCAUCUUUACCCACUCUCGAAGAACGUAAUCAAGUUCGCGAAGAACUAAGAGUCUCUGGGUGGGAAAAGUGUAUGGGCUCUACUUUGCGUCUAUGUAAAGAGAAAUUCUAUGGUGGCGUACAUGCGGGCUUAAGAUGUUGGGUCGCGGCUGCAAUUGAAGAUGGUUGGGAGACGAAGGAUGUGAGAUGUGGUCCUAGUCCUGAUAACAAAAGUCCAGUGCGAAAAAAUAUCACUCCAAAGAAUGUGGCUGGCGCGGGUGUGGAAAACGCUCCUCCUAAGAUUGAUAUGAAGUUGAGUUUCGCACAGAGCAGAGUUGACAAUGGCGGAGAUGCUUGGCUUUGAUUGUGAUAAUGUACCAAUAUCACGUUUAGCUUGAGUUAACAGGAUGCAGAAAGAGGGGAGGGAAUGUAAGAAGUAAGACUCAGUGGUUCAUAUUUCUACGAUACGAAGACAAUAAGGAGAGCAAAGAAGAAGUAAUUGCGGGGGAUAGUGUUCACAUUAGUCAGUCUAUUUGAUAUGGUUGUAUGGGCUUGGUUUAAUCGGUCGGAAGGGGUUAGGAUUUGUUGGAUGAACAGGGUCGGUGUGACGGAGUAAUUAUUGAUUGUCCUGGAUAUUUUGUGAUUGAAGCAUAAGGUUUUGUGGGAGGCAUUUGUAAAGUGUGUGACGGGGAGGAUAUGAGAGGAGGGGAGGAGAAGCUGAGGAAAGAGAUCAAGGAAGAAGAAAGAGGGAAGGAAGAGAAAAGAGAGAAGCAAUACAGAAAGGAAGAAGACAGGGACGUGAUUGAUGAUGACUUUAUGAUAAAUGAUUCAAUGGUAGUUUGUUUUUCUUGCGUUUUGUGUAUUUUUCUUUUUGUAAAGUCUUUUUCUGGCUUAGUUAUCAUACUUACUUACUACUGUUCUUCUACUCACUUUUCUGGAUUACUUACUACUUGUUGAUUGCUGCUGCUGCUGCGGCUAUGUUUUAUUUUCUUCUUGAAUGAUGAUCAUUUUGGCUAUGGAUGAGUAGGUGGGUAGGUAGGUAUUCAUGUGUGUAUGAUUGAGUAGGUAUGGUACAUAUGUAGUUGUCUGUUUGUAUGUGUAGAUACUUGGUAGGGCUUUGGGGGGUGGUUUGUAGUGGUGGUGGUGAUGCUGGUGAUGAUGGUGGUGAUGGUGAUGGGGUAGUAAUAGGAUAGGAUUCGG